AAGCCGAACCCCCAAUCUCCGCCCCCUCCAAGAUCCACCCUAUUGGCGUAGACAGUCAGAAGCCACGUCCAAUAAGAAGGAAGGGGCGGCCGCCUAGUCCUAUCCGCUGCGACAACACAAAAACGGACGCCACUAAGUGGCGGACGCUAUACCUGGGUCUUUCCGGGUCCUUCCACGCUUAGCCCGUACUGGUGCCGGUCCUGGGCCCGAGAGAGAUCCAGAAGGGACGCUCUAAGAAGACUGGAGAGCGUCUGGUGAAAGUAAUCCGGGUUAUGGGAUGACCCAGUGGGGGAGGCAGACUGACUGUCUGAAGCAAGCAAACUGAGGACUUUGUUAUAGAAUUCGCAAAAUGAUUGGGAGCAGAAAUGCAUAAAAACAACAGGCAGAAUAGAAGACGUGUGCGAAGGGGCCACCAGCAGAACCCUUGGUUCAGACAACACGUUUCUGACGAGAGGUGUAACACAGUGGCACAGCAAAGCCCACAGGAUUCUGGCCGUGCCGAUGAUGACGAGGCCCCAUCGACCUCAUCUGGCACAGCUGGGAGUUCUUCCGCGCCAGAUCUUCCAGGGUAUUACUUUGACCCGGAAAAGAAGCGCUACUUCCGCUUGCUCCCCGGACAUAACAAUUGCAACCCCCUCACAAAGGAGAGCAUCCGGCACAAGGAGAUGGAAAGCAAAAGGCUGCAGCUGCUGGAGGAAGAAGACAAGCAGAAAAAGAAAAUAGCCAGGAUGGGCUUUAAUGCAUCUUCAUUGCUCCAAAAAAACAAGCUGGGUUUUCUCAAUGCCACCAGUUAUUGCCGUUUAGCUCAUGAGCUGCGAGUGAGCUGCAUGCAGAGGAAAAAGGUCCAGAUUCAGAGCUCGGAUCCCUCCGCUUUGGCAAGCGACCGAUUUAACCUCAUACUGGCCGAUACCAACAGUGACCGGCUCUUCACGGUGAAUGAUGUCAAAGUCGGAGGCUCCAAGUAUGGCAUCAUCAGCCUGCGUGGUCUGAAGACCCCCUCGCUCAAGGUGCAUAUGCACGAAAACCUCUACUUCACCAACCGGAAGGUGAACUCUGUGUGCUGGGCCUCGCUGAAUCACUUGGAUUCCCACAUUCUGCUGUGCCUCAUGGGAAUCGCAGAGACUCCAGGCUGUGCCACCCUGCUCCCAGCAUCGCUGUUUGUCAGUAGUCACCCAGGAGAACGGCCCGGCAUGCUCUGCAGUUUCCGGAUCCCUGGGGCCUGGUCCUGUGCAUGGUCCCUGAACAUCCAGGCAAAUAACUGCUUCAGUACAGGCUUGUCUCGGCGAGUCCUAGUGACCAACGUGGUGACAGGACACCGGCAGUCAUUUGGGACCAGCAGCGAUGUCUUGGCCCAGCAGUUUGCUCUCAUGGCUCCUUUGCUGUUUAAUGGCUGUCGUUCUGGGGAGAUCUUUGCCAUUGAUCUGCGUUGUCGAAAUCAGGGCAAGGGCUGGAAGGCCACCCGCCUGUUCCACGACUCAGCAGUGACCUCUGUGCAGAUCCUCCAAGAAGAGCAAAACCUGAUGGCAUCUGACAUGGCGGGAACGAUCAAGCUGUGGGACCUGAGAACCACUAAGUGUAUAAGGCAAUACGAAGGUCACGUGAACGAGUACGCCUACCUGCCCCUGCACGUGCAUGAGGAAGAAGGCAUCGUGGUAGCAGUGGGCCAGGACUGCUACACGAGAAUCUGGAGCUUCCAUGAUGCCUGCCUGCUGAGAACCAUACCUUCCCCACACCCCACCUCCAAGUCUGACAUCCCCAGUGUGGCCUUCUCGUCUCGGCUCGGGGGCUUCCGGGGAGCCCCAGGGUUGCUCAUGGCCGUCCAGCAGGACCUUUACUGUUUCUCCUACAACUGAUUCCACGGGGUGCAACCCAGAGGGAUGUGGACUUGACUUACGGGAGUGAGGAGCAGCCAUGCCUCUGCCACAAUUCCUGUUUCCAGUGAGGGCAUUUUAAAUGGGUGCUCUGUGUACACAGAUCCCAUCCAUCCGGCUGCUGGGAAGAGGUGCUAUGUUUUAAGUGGAGACACUUCAGUAAAGUUAUUCCAGUUAAGUUGUGAGCUCAGAGAGCUCAGAAGUCCUUUUCAUAAAAGGUACUUGUUUCCUGUUGAAUUCCUUAGAAUAGCCUGUGCCCCACUCCCCUCUCCUCCGCCCCAGCCCUUUUCAAACAAAAACUCUGCUAAGGGCUGAAGAUUGGCAGUAACUGAAGUUUUCUUUCACCAAAAGCCCUUUCAAGAAGGGUAAUGGGAUUGGGUGAGACUGUUAGUGUAGUCAGUGCUUGGGUCCCAGAAAGGUGUGCGCCUGGACUGGAGAAAGCUGGGGAGAAGGGGAAGCAGGGAGUCCUUUCUCUGAGUCUCUCGAGAAAGAUUGAAGGCUGGAUUGCGGGGGGGUGGUCAUUAAAAAGCCUUCUCAGACUCAUUCAACAUCAGUGGCAGAUCUUGGAUCCCCCUUUUAUUACCAUUCAUAGGCAUUGGGAGGAAAAAUGGACCUUUCUAGAUGCUAGAAGUUUUAAACAGGCCCUAGCAUGCAUGCCUUUGUUGAGGCACCUCCCAGCAUGUUAGGUACAACAGUUCCUAUUCCUGUUAUGGUGAUUUGAAUGGCAGCUUCAUGGGCCUCAUCUCAAAGAAAAUUGGUUUUCAUUUUUUGUAAUCUAGGAGAGGCAGUUUGUGAGCUGUUUAUACAAAGUUUUCAAGAGCCUGUCUUUCUACCGAACAAUAAACCAGAAAGAACGAUG
Molecule: messenger RNA, 2730 nt
Organism: Panthera uncia (snow leopard)
Lineage: Eukaryota; Metazoa; Chordata; Mammalia; Carnivora; Felidae
Gene: DCAF4
Product: DDB1 and CUL4 associated factor 4
Exons: 15
Coding region: 366-1853 (495 amino acids)
Cellular component (GO): Cul4-RING E3 ubiquitin ligase complex
Molecular function (GO): protein binding
Source: RefSeq, a predicted model, not a curated record